Molecule: messenger RNA, 2156 nt
Organism: Phasianus colchicus (ring-necked pheasant)
Lineage: Eukaryota; Metazoa; Chordata; Aves; Galliformes; Phasianidae
Source: RefSeq, a predicted model, not a curated record
GCUAUAGAGUGGUUAUGGGGUGGCUAUAGGGUGGUUUUGGGGUGGCUAUGGGGGAAGGCAGGGCUAUGGGGUCAUACCGGGUGCUGUGGGGUGGCUGCACCGCCCAUAGAGAAGCGUGGUACCUAUGGAUGCCCACAGCCUAUAGGUACCUCAUCAUGGGUGCCUGUGUGUGGGGGGGAGUUAAUUAACAUCCCCUCGUUACUCCAGCCCCUCAUUAACGCAUCUUUCCCUCCACAGGAGCGGCUCGUCCCACGAGUGACCCCCCCACCAUCCCCUUAAUUAAUGCAGCCCUAUUAAUUUCCUUCAUGCCAAGCCCUCACCAACAUCCAUCCCCUGCCACCUCCACAACCCCCCCCUCCUUAAUUAACCAGGGCUCGUUAAGGACUCCCUCACCCUUUGCCAGACUGUGACCCCCCUCCUUAAUUAACCAGGACUCGUUAAGGACUCCUUCACCCUUUGCCAUGCCGUGACUCCCUCCUUAAUUAACCAGGGCUUGUUAAUGUCUGCCUCACCCCGUGCCAUGCCGUGACCCCCCUUUUUAAUUAACCAGGACUCGUUAAGGACUGCCUGAACCCAUGCCAUGCCGUGACCCCCCCUCCUUAAUGAACCAAGGCUCGUUAAGGUCAGCCUCACCCCGUGCCAUGCUGUGACCCCCCUCCUUAAUUAACCAGGACUCAUUAAGGUCAUCCUCACCCCGUGCCAUGCUGUGACCCCCCCCUUUUUAAUUAACCAGGGCUCGUUAAGGACCGCCAUGCGCCUCACUCCGUGCCAGGCCGCCCUGGCAGCCGCCAUCGCCCUCAACCUCCUCCUCCUCCUCCUCUCCCUCCCCCGCCUCCUCCCCGCCCCCCCCCCAGCCCCCCGCUGCCGCCCCAUUUCCGCCCCCCGCCCCCCCACCCCGGGGGUCACCGUUUUGCUGCGGGACUUUGAAGAUUUCGCCCACGAUCUGCCGGGAACCUCGCGCUCCUUCUCCUCCCUCGACCUCCCCGUUUUGCCCAAACUGGAGCUCCACAUCCGCACUCAACACGUCCUUAUCGUCCCCGACGGAACCCGAGCAUCUCCCGAAAUCCUGGAUGCCAUGACGGCGGCUUUGGAUUCCAACACCCGUCUGGUUUUGGUCCCCGUGGGUCCGACCCCACUGCGCUGCGUGGGGCUGGACGUGGAUCUGCGCCGUUGGACGUUGCGAUACGACGCCCAGGGUGGCUGCGGGGCCGCGGAUGGCGGAACGGCGGCUUUGCUGAUGCGUUCCCAGGAUCUUUUCAACCUCUCCUUCCCCACCGAACGUCCUUUGGAUCUUGCCGUCUUCAUCCAGGCGGCGUUGAGAGGUUGGCGGCUCCGCGUCCUCCGGCGCGGUUUCACCUCCGUUCCGUCGGCUUUGAGUUCGGCCCAUCACGUCUGGAAGGCGCAGAACCUGAAGGAUUCGCGGCGCAGGAGGUUGAUGGAGGAAUUCGGCAUCAAGCUGGAGGUGUUGGAGGACGGCAGGCGGCGUUGGUACGGCUGCAGCAAGGAGACGGAACGCUGCUUCGGCACCAUCCGCGCCCGCACGCCGCCGUAUCUCCUGGAGGGUCGUUGGACCCCGCCGUGCUGCCUGAAGGCGUUGAGGGAAACGGCAAAACACGUGGUGGAAGUGCUGGAAAAGUCCGGAGUGAGGUAUUGGUUGGAAGGAGGAUCGUUGUUGGGAGCGAUCCGAUCGCAGGACAUCAUCCCUUGGGAUUACGACGUGGAUUUGGGGAUUUACCGGGACGACGCCACCAAGUGUCAGUGGUUACGAGCGGCACGGAACGGCCCCGUGGAGGAUGAGGAGGGGUUCGUGUGGGAGAAAGCGACGGAAGGGGAUUUUUUCCGCGUCCAUUACAGCCGCAGCAACCGCCUGCACGUCGAUUUGUGGCCCUUUUUUCCCCGUGCCGGGGUGAUGACCAAGGACACGUGGUUGGGCCACCCGCAGGACGUGGAGUUUCCCGAGCGUUUCCUGCUCCCCACCGUGCCGUUGCCCUUCGCUGGUUUCAUUGCCAUGGGGCCCAACAAUGCCCGCGAGUUCCUGGAGCUGAAAUUCGGGCCGGGGGCCGUGGAGGAGCCCGAAUAUCCCAACCCCGCUGUCUUGAGGCUGCGGCGCGGGGAGCCGCCCCAAUAAAUCCCUGCGGCGCCUCCGUGUGGCUUCA